This is a messenger RNA of Drosophila miranda, 2234 nucleotides long. RefSeq lists its product as uncharacterized. The transcript has 4 exons. Gene Ontology annotation, molecular function: monocarboxylic acid transmembrane transporter activity. Lineage: Eukaryota; Metazoa; Arthropoda; Insecta; Diptera; Drosophilidae. The record is from RefSeq and is a predicted model, not a curated record. Bases 211 to 2094 code for a protein of 627 amino acids.
UCUGCUGGCAGGGCGUCUCUGUGUGUGGGUGAGCUUUCUGUUGGCCAUUACCUAAGCGGAUUUGUGGCUUGGUAAAUGAUGAUGCCUGCUCACGGCUAGACGGAUUGGACCGCAUACAAAUUCAUAGAACGCCCAGCAAACGGAUACGGAUACGGAUACGGAUACGGAUACACGGAUCUUCUUCUUCGGCCAAAAGCAGCUUUCAGAGGGAUGGCAACACCCAAAGGGAGGGACAGAGAUACGGAGUACAUGGCAACGCCGACAGGAAUAACGAGUGUGGGCGUGGGUGUGGGUGUUCGCCGACCCACUGCCCGGGCCACUGCUGGCAUCCAGCGACGGCGAGUGGUCAAAAAGCACAUCCAACAGAAGUACAUGCUCUGCGGCUUUGCCAUCCACGCCUUUCUGGCAACGCCCGCAUACCUGUAUGGCAACGUUGUGGAGUCGGACAAGGAUCUGGUGCUGCGUAUAUGGCCCGCGAUCGUCUACCAGGCCACGGGCGAGCUCUGCCGCUCGAUCAUGGAGCAUCUGGACACAGAGUAUGGGGGUCGCUCCAGGGAGACGACACAGUACCGGAGGGUUUUCCUGCUGGCCACCCUCAUCGCCUGCUUGUCGCUGAUGGUCAGCGGCAUACUGUUCUCUUCCGCCUGGAUAGUGGUCACCACCACCACGCAGGCGGUGGCCAUAAUCUUCUAUGGAUGCUUUGCAGGCAUUGGCUCCAGCCUGUAUCUGUGGAAGACCCAUGUCAUACUGGAGGCAGUGCGUCCGCGGGAGGACAAAUACGUGCGCAAAACGAUUCACCUGUGCGGCGAGGCCUUUUGCCAACUCUUCCUCUCGUUCGUCUUCACCAGCCUGCGCACCCUCUAUGGCACCGCCCAGUCCAUCGUCCUGAUGUCCGCCCUGCUGGUGAACCUCAUCCCCCUCAGCCUGAUCAUCACCAAGCACCGGGAGGAUGCUUUCACAACCAAACGAAUAUCGGUGAUCAAGGCGGAGACGGGGUUUGCCGCCCUGCCGCUGCGAGCGGCGUUGGCCGCCAACCUGGUGGCCGACCAGAUGGACGGCCUGGAGACGCUCUCCUGGCGAAAUCCUGCCACCGAGAUGGUCGCCAUGGUGGGGGGGCCCACGCCCGGGGCCGCUGUGGUGGCCGCCGCCGUCGUCGACACGCAUAGCAACUAUAUGCUAGCCACGGACGAGGCGUAUGUCACGUACGUGAAUCCCAAUGGCGUGGAAAUCAUGGAGAUCAUACCCGAGGAGGAUGAGACGGUGUCCAUGAUGCGCUCCAGCAAUGCCACCAUCGACAACUAUGGGAUGUCCGUGUCCCAGAUGUCACACAAGUCCCUCUCCAACGGCCGCCUCUAUCCGCCGCAGUCUCCGCUCAAUCCCCACCCGGGCACGGGCACGGGCAACUCCUCUCCGCUGCCACCAAAUCAUGCCAAUUUGCAUCGCAUUCGUCGAAUGUCGCGGGCUGUGACCUCGCACCUGUGGUGGAAUCUGCUGGACAAGAUCGCCAUGCCGCUGCAGCAGGCGCUGCUCGUGCCGCAGCUGUAUGCCACCACCCUGCUCCUGUCCGCCGACAUCUUCAGCUAUGUGAUGUGCCUGACCGUGUUGCCUGGACUGGCGGUGACCCAUCAUGCGCUCAAGAAUGCCGAAAUUCCAUUCUUGUUCUCGCUGCUGGCCUUCCCCUGGAUGUGCUUCUCGCUGAUGACGCCGCGCUUCGGGACGAGCCUCUACAAGCACAAGCUCCAGUGGCACACCAUGGGCAGCAUCUGCAAAUGCCUGGCCCUGACCUUCAUCAGCUUCUCCACGUCCAAGCUGCUGCUGAGCGUCUCGGCUGUACUGCUGGGCUUUGGCCAGGUGGUCACCGCCUUUCUGCAGGAGCUUGUCUUCCAGAUGGGGAUGACGCGGGCCAAUUGGACCGCCAUCCGGCGGCCAGUGCACUUCACCAACGGCCUACUGAUCCUCGUCUGGGGCGCUAUGGCCCACUGGGUGGUCGUGCGGUACUCCUUCCAGGCCACAGUGGGCCUCGCCGGGGCCCUCUAUGGUGCCACAACGCUGCUCUGGAACUUUCUUUUCUUCUGCUGCCAGGGCAGCGAUUAAGUCCGGACCGGUCCGGUCCGGUCCGGUCCUCCUCAUCCUCCUCCUCCACCUACUUCGCGUCCGUAUCUCUUGGAGUUGUCGUUGUUCUCGUGCUUUCGGUUGUAGCUCGUUGGUGAUAUUACAAAAUAAAGAAAUUAACU